Xyrauchen texanus (razorback sucker) is the source of this 5200-nucleotide messenger RNA. It is a transcript of the gene git1, whose product is annotated as G protein-coupled receptor kinase interacting ArfGAP 1. The record is from RefSeq and is a predicted model, not a curated record. Gene Ontology annotation, molecular function: protein binding; GTPase activator activity. The coding region runs from base 479 to 2767 and encodes 762 amino acids. Gene Ontology annotation, biological process: brain development; regulation of ARF protein signal transduction. The transcript is spliced from 21 exons. Lineage: Eukaryota; Metazoa; Chordata; Actinopteri; Cypriniformes; Catostomidae.
GUGAGAGCGCGAGAGACAGACGUCAGAGAGGGAGACUAUGCAGCCUGCCAUACAAAAGUGUAUAGGGCAGUGAAUGUAAAUAAACGGCGAUUCCAUACUUCUUACUCCCACCCCUUUUUGCCCAAGACAGAAUCGGGGCUUCUUCGAUCAUGGUUCAGGGAAAUAGAUAUCCUGUAUUCAGCUGGGACAGCCGAAAUUAAAUCAGCAACGUUAGGGGGGCUUCUGAAACAGCAAAAGAGAGUGUAUGUAUUAUUUUGAAGAAGUCCUUGCAGUGCCAGAACACAAUACAACCGAAAAAGAAUCAGAGAGAGAGGAGGGUGAGGACCGGGACCGCUGCAGAGCUCAUCGCCGGCUUCCGGACAUUCGGGGCGGCAUUCAGUUCGCACGUCCCUCCUGGAGGAAAAGCAAGCCAAAACACCGUCAAUAUUGGACUGAAAUUUCUGGAAGCAUUUAAAGAACGGUGGAUUUUGUUUCUGUGAUGUCCAGGAAAGUGCAAAGAAGCGAGGUGUGCGCCGACUGCAGUGCACCAGACCCGGGCUGGAGCAGUAUAAACCGAGGGGUUCUGAUCUGCGAUGAGUGCUGUUCUGUGCACCGGAGCCUGGGCCGACACAUUUCCAUCGUCAAACACCUACGACACAGUGGCUGGCCUCCCUCCUUACUGCAGAUGGUGCAGACCCUGGCCAGUAAUGGCGCUAACUCAAUCUGGGAACACUCCCUGCUGGAUCCUGCACAGGUUCAGAGUGGGCGCAGGAAACCAAACCCACAAGAUAAAGUCCACCCAACUAAGUCAGAGUUCAUUCGUGCCAAGUACCAGAUGUUAGCCUUUGUCCACAAGCUGCCCUGCCGUGAUGAUGAUGGGGUCACCACCAAGGACCUCAGCAAGCAACUGCACUCUAGUGUACGGACAGGAAGUCUGGAGACAUGUUUACGGCUGCUGUCUCUGGGGGCACAAGCCAACUUCUUUCACCCAGAAAAGGGCACGACUCCUCUGCAUGUGGCCGCCAAGGCGGGGCAGGUUCUGCAGGCUGAGCUGCUGGUGGUGUAUGGUGCAGAUCCAGGAGCUCCAGAUAUCAAUGGCCGCACACCCAUAGACUAUGCCCGGCAAGCAGGACAUGUGGAGCUCGCUGAGCGCUUGGUGGAGUGUCAAUAUGAGCUCACGGACAGAUUGGCCUUUUACUUGUGUGGCAGACGCCCAGAUCACAAGAAUGGACAUUAUAUUAUCCCUCAGAUGGCAGACAGAGCUCGUCCUAAGUGCCCGACGCAGAGCCUGGACCUCUCUGAACUGGCAAAAGCAGCUAAGAAGAAGCUUCAAGCGUUAAAUAACCGCUUGUUUGAGGAGCUGGCUAUGGAUGUGUACGAUGAAGUGGACCGUAGAGAGAAUGAUGCAGUCUGGCUGACAACUCAGAACCACAGUACGCUCGUAACGGAACGGAGUGCUGUCCCCUUCUUACCGGUUAACCCUGAAUACUCAGCGACACGCAACCAGGGGCGACAGAAAUUGGCUCGCUUUAAUGCACGAGAAUUUGCCACCCUCAUUAUCGACAUCCUCAGUGAUGCCAAGAGACGACAACACGGAAAAGGCUUGACAAGCCCCACAGACCCUCUGGAUCUGAGCCAGACAGACGAUGACCAGCACGAUUAUGACAGCGUAGCGUCUGAUGAGGACACAGACAGCGAGCUGACUGCACAGAAUAACAACAACACCCAGCGAAACAACAGGGCCAAGAGCAUGGAUUCAUCAGACCUGUCAGAUGGGCCCAUCACAUUACAGGAGUAUCUGGAGGUGAAGAAAGCACUGGCUUCUUCGGAGGCCAAAGUUCAACAACUAAUGAAGGUCAACAACAACCUAAGUGAGGAGCUAAGGAGGCUUCAGAAGGAGAUCACGCGGAUGCAGUCGGAGAACAGCGUGCUGCGGGGGGCCCAGGCUGGAGCCGGGGGCAAUCUGACCGGGGGUGGUGGCCAAGGACUGUGGCCUGGUGGGGUAAGGGGUACAGGAGGUGGCGGAGGGGUUGGCGGAGACUCCGGCCUAACAACCCCCUCCUCCAACCCCCUUCGCCGGGAUAGACAAGCCUUCUCUAUGUAUGAGCCUGUGGUGACCACCCCCAAAGCUCUUACCCCAGCCCUGGACCCCCUGACUGGCCGCCUGCAGCCUCUCAACCCCUCCGUGCGAAAGGGAGCCCCUGCAGGUCCAACCCCCUACGGAGGGCCACACCUGUCAGCCUCUACUGAGGGACGAUACAAUCCUCCUAAAAUCGGAGAGAAGUAUGGGAGCGCCACAGAUAGUGACUAUGACAACUCUCAAACUUAUGACAUCUCCCUUGGCAUGGGCCGCAGCAGUGAAGAGGAGAGUAGGGGGGAUGCGGAAGAGAGAGAGUGGGAUCCUGACCCCACGCUGCCCUGCACAGAGGAUGUCAUCCUCAAGACAGAGCAGGUCACCAAGAACAUCCAGGAGCUCCUGAGAGCUGCACAGGAGUUUAAACACGACAGUUUUGUGCCAUGCUCGGAGAAGAUCCACUUAGCUGUGACAGAAAUGGCUUCUCUCUUUCCCAAGAGGCCAGCAUUGGAUGCAGUGCGCUCCUCUUUGAAGCUCCUGGCAGCCAGUGCCUCCCGUCUACAAGUGGAGUGUCGCAAAGCGGCUCCAUCCGACACGUCAGCAAGCACGGUGGACUAUCAGCUCCUCACCCAACAGGUCAUCCAGUGUGCCUAUGACAUUGCCAAAGCUGCUAAGCAGCUGGUCACCAUCACCACCCGUGAGAAGAAACAGUGACCCAACCUGCACAGUGGGGUCCGUCAGGCAGGGGAUAGUCUGGCUGAUAAAGGGACGAGGAGGAAGACACUAUACUGAGAGACUGGUGGAUGAUGGAGAAAGGAAGUGACAUAUGGUAGAUAGAAAAAGAAAGGUCCGAUGGACCAGAACGUUGAAUGUUAGAACGGAUGAGCGUAACAGUGGGUCUAAUGGUGGUGAUGAACAGACGGAUAUGGCCACCAAGAUGGAGAGAAUGUUUGGGAGAAGCCAGUUGGAGCGGCCUGUUUCAUAACACUCCUGUUCAUCUUUCUGUUCUGUGUUUUGAGGAUUUUCUUUCUUUGACACAUCUAAAUACAACAAUAUUUUGUUAGCACACAGACGACUACCGUCGUGUUGUAUUUCACUGUCACAAAUACACAAGCACUCCUACCCUCAUCUGGAGAACCACAAUCUUUCCUUCUGUAUCGAUUUCUUCUUUCUCUUUCUUCUCUCUCACAAUUCUUUUUGUGUUUUUAAAUGCUGCUCCAUUGGCCUGUUUCUCUUGGGACAGAUGUAAUGACUUCUAAACGAAACAAAACGAAAAACACUGGAGUUGUUUUAAUGUUUAUGACUUUUGUUUUAUAUUAUUGUUACAAUUAUCAUUGUCCUUUUGAUUUUUGUCUUUUGAUAAUCUGUUUAGUUUUUUAAGUGGAAAUCAUGCUUAACAGGGUGAACAAUAACCUGCGAAACUUAAGCAAAACUCUCCCGUCCUCCAGUGUAAUAACACUGAUUCACUCACAGUGUUUUACUAUGUAUACUAAUUUUGUUUCUCAAAUGUGUUGAACACUAGCCAAAGGAACAGAGGUGGGUGAUGACUACAGUUGCGGAUCCCUCCAUUUUCUUCUAGCACAAAGACAGCAGUUGGGGUUAAUGUACAGAAAACGCCCUGGCGGAGAGGCAAACAGCCUUGCUCCUCUCAUCUCAUUUCAAUCCCUACAUUAGUGGGUUUGUUUUCAGUUCAAUGCAAAUGUGUUAGCACAAUCACCACGUUAUUUCCUCUCCGGCUUUUAGUUUGGGAAACGAGCCAUUUUAUCAAAGGCCACCACUAUUGGACAUCUCAUCUUUAUUUUCUGCACAUAAACUUCAUUGACGAUUUUAAUGGCCUUCUUCAUGAGCUUAGUGGAGUUCAGACUUUUUAAUGAGGACUCUUCCAUUCAGGUGUGUGUGUGUGUGUGUGUGUGUGUGGUUUUUUUGUUUUAAAUUUAAAUUUUUUUUAUUUCAGAAUUCAUGCCUCAUGCUUUAUAAUAUGUCCUGUUUUUUUGUUGGUUUUUUUAUCAGAAUGCAUAUGCGUAGUUUUUAUUAAUGUAAAAUGACCCUUGUUAUGUUCUAUAAGCUACAACCAUGUGAAUGUUGAUGGUUGAAGAUGACCACUAUCAAUGUUCUCUUCACUUACAUUUCAGUUGCAGUCAUAAGAAAAACAACCACUGCAUUAGAACAAGUGAACUUCUGUUGGAGAUCUGGAGUUAAUGCUAAACUCCUUUUAUUUUCAUGGGAGAGGAUUUAAACUGGAGCUUCCAGUAUAUAUGCUUGCACCGAUACAAUUCUUUAUGAAACUGAGGCUUGAUAUCACAUCUGCAUUCAAGCACCAUCAAAUUUAGUAUUCAAUACAGUUACUUUGAUUCUAGAAACCCAUCUCAUGCUGCAAGCCUUAAAACUCCUUUAUGCAUGUUCUUUUACCUCCCCACCAGCCUUUUUAAGUUAAGCCAUGUUUUGUUCUUGCCUUUUGUUCUUAUAACUUUUCAAUAUGGGGUAUUGAAUGAUGUUAAUGUCCCCUAAAAUGUGUCCAAAAGAUUGUCUGAAAAUCUAUGAUCAUUGCAUUUGCACAUCUGCUAGACUGACUCUAUAAGCGUCUGCUGUUUCUUUCAUUACUCAGUAAUUACCGUAUGUGAAUGCAUUUCUUCCACACUAGAAGCACACCGUGAGUACAUGUGUGUUGGAUGUUUAAAUGUUUUAUUUUUCCUGAUUUUUAGUUUUACACUAAAUAUGUCAGGAGGAUCACUAGGUAAUGGUUUGCUAUGUAAUGUUAUUGGGAGAAAGACCUUUCAAAGUGUCAAAGAAAGAGGUCAUUCUUAAAUAAGCACUACAUUCAGAAGUGUAUGGGAGAGGGAGUCAUUGCACACUUUAUAGACAUUGCAUACUUUGCUCACAAUGCACGAGUAAAUUAAUUUCUUUAAAUAAAUUAAUACACACACAGGACCACUCUUCUGUAAUGCAGUCAUUCUAGUAGUUGCACUGUACUUGUAAUGACUGAUUUUUCUGAUAUCACACAGCUCUUACAUGAGAGAUCAGCUGAUGGGAGAAAUUUGUUAAGCAAAGGUUACCUGUAAAAAAAAAGAAAUUAAAAGUGAAAACCAUUUUAAAUCGUAAUAACGACUAAGCUGUACAUUUGUAAUAAAUAAAUGAAACUAAAAUUGU